This is a messenger RNA of Microthlaspi erraticum, 321 nucleotides long. The record is from the annotation of a GenBank genome assembly. Lineage: Eukaryota; Viridiplantae; Streptophyta; Magnoliopsida; Brassicales; Brassicaceae.
AUGGCAAUUCUCUUGAUGAAGAUUGAGGCGAGGCGGCUCAAAACGCCUCCACGAUGGACAGCGGAGAUCGCACCAUCGCUCUUGCGCAUCAAUCUGAGACCGUCGAGAUGUCCAGAGCUAGAACCUAUUAGAGAAGACAGAGUGGAGGAGUAUGACGACGAGUGUCAUGUUAAGAGUUUCAUCGGCCAAAAGGAAUCAAGGGCAAUGAUACAGGCAGAAACACUUCUUAGUGGCUUCACUGGAGCACCUACCGGCCCCAGUCCCUCUCUUCUGCGUGCACAUAGCGUCACACUCUGCCUGAACACAACCGUCUGGUUUUAG